UCCCAGCCGCCCCCCCUCCACCUUUCCCCCCACGAGGCCCCCCCUUUAAUCACCCCCUCUCCUCCCCAACGCCACGGAAGGUUGGGGAAGGAAGGAGAGAAGAGAAGGGGAAGAAGAAGAAGAAGAGUGAUUUGUGAAGAAAGUGGUAGCGGUGGUGGUGGUGGUGGUGGUGGUGGUGACUGUGGCGGAGUGGUGAGAGUGCUUGUGGUGAUCAGAAAGAAAAGUGUGUGGUGAACGUCCCGUAAACACACACUCACACACACACACACACACACACACACACACACACACACACACACACACACACACACACACACACACACACGUAAACAUACAGAAGCGCACAUAAAGUUAUAGAGAGAGAGAGAGAGAGAGAGAGAGAGAGAGAGAGAGAGAGAGAGAGAGAGAGAGAGAGAGAGAGAUUUUACUUAUACACAGAUUACUAUACACUUAAAAUUACUAAAAUAUAAUUACAAAUAAAAAAAAACAAGAUUACUUUACAAAAUAUAUCUAGACCGGAAGAAAAAUUACUAGGAUUAUAUUAAGAAACAAUUAUUUACUUGUUAAUAGAAUAAUAAUUGUUGAUAAUUGGGUAGUUAGCUAAUUUUAAGUGAUUUUCGCUCUUAAGGAAGGAAAAAGAAGGGCGUUUUUAGCGUGAUAAACUGAUUUUUAGUGAUAUAUUAAAUUUCUGUGUAUAAUCUAUGUAAUCAGGGUAGUAAUAAUAAGUAACAGUAAUAAUUUAGAUUGAGAAAAGACUCGAGUUAGGUUUUGAGAGAGAGAGAGAGAGAGAGAGAGAGAGAGAGAGAGAGAGAGAGAGAGAGAGAGAGAGAGAGAGAGCACUUUCUGACACACACACACACACACACACACACACGGAAGCAAAAAUGUUGAAGUGAAUUACAAAGUUAGACACACACACACACACACACACACACACACACACACACACACACACACACACACACACAGAAGAAUGUGACAGUAAUCAAGAACAUCAAGGAAAACAAAACCAAGGAAGGAAAAUAAAAGGGAAAAAAUGCUGACUUGAAAUUAAUUAGACCAAAGAGAAGGAAAAAAACAAUAAAUAAGAAAAUAAACAGAAAAAAUGUGAACGAAAAUAAGAGAAACGUAAAGAAAAACAAUAAUUUACAGAAAGAAGAAGAAAAUAAUUAACUUGAACCACAAAGAGGACUUAAGAAAAUCAAGCUUAAGACAAAUUACCUCAUUAAUUACCUGUUCAAGAUUACAAGGCCAAGCACACCUGUUCAAGAUUACCUGGCCAAGCACACCUGUCAAUUGAAGCUUACCUCUCCAAACACACCUGUCAAUUGAAGCUAACCUGUCUAAACACACCUGAUCAACUUGACCAGCCCAAACACACCUGUCACUUCAAUUUUACCUGUCCAAACACCUGUCGAACGAAGAUUACCUGCCCAAACACACCUGUCAGUUGAACUUCACCUGGCCAGAGCAUCCCAGGUCGUUGUCACCGGAGGGAAAGACACUUGAAUUGACCCGUACAAGUUACCUGUGGACAAUUCACAAUGUUUCCACGGAUCCAUCUCAUUGACCUGACCACGGUGGCGCCUCUACUGUUGCCCUUUGUGUACCUGGCGGGCGGAAGCUUCUACCAGGUGUUCAGAGUGGUGUUUGGGACACUGUUUCCAGCCUACUAUUCUUACAAGGCUGUCAAGACUAAGAACGUGAAGGAAUAUGUAAAAUGGAUGAUGUACUGGAUAGUGUUUGCCUUCUUCACCUGCCUGGAGACACUUACCGACAUCUUCCUCAGCUUCUGGUUCCCCUUCUACUACGAGCUGAAGAUCCUGGUGGUGUUGUGGCUGCUGUCCCCGGCUACCCGCGGCUCCUCCUUCCUGUACCGCAAGUUUGUGCACCCAUGGCUGACACAGAGGGAGGAGGACAUAGACAACUGCAUCGCCCAGGCUAAAGAACAGGGCUACUCUGCUGUGCUCACUCUGGGGUCUAAAGGAAUUAAUUAUGCUACUUCAGUUAUCAUGCAGACCGCAAUCAAGGGCGGUGGAGGACUAAUGAGUCAGCUGAAGAGAAGUUACAGCUCCGGGGAAUUGAUCAGCGAUGGUGGAGACCUCAACCGUAACAUCAAACCUAUGCCUCUUCACCUGCAGGACCCCGGCUAUGACCCCCACCACCAGGCCCCAGGGCCAUACGACCACGAACCGAGGGUAAGGGCGGAGAGCGACGCAGCAUACAAACCUCGAGGCUCAUCCGCCAGCCGAGUGGUUCGCUCCACCAAGACCCGAUCCGCUGAUGUGACGGAUUACUACCAGGAUGCGGCGGAUGAGGGGAGUGUUCAGCGCCGUCGGUCACCACGCAACCAGGAUUCUGCCAGGUCUCAGCCUACGCUACACUUCCAAGAACCACCACCAAGAGAACCGCAGCGAAAAAGAGGCAAGUCUGAGAACCGCCCACGGCCGAAGUCAAUGAUCAACGCAGCGGAGGUGACACGCGGUGCAGAGUGGGCGCGGGCUCAGCGGCUCGGCUCCACUUACUCCCUCAACACAGACGUGGAGCUUAGUGAGUCCUCCUCCCACUCCUCCCUUGCCUCAGCCGCCAGCGGAGGUCACGCGGUCCGGCCCAAGGCCCGCACCUCCUCCACCCGCCGCCGGCAGGAUUCCCAGGGCCGCCGCACCUCUGGCUCCUCCUCCAGGGCUGCCACACGCCAGCCUCCCACCGUGGCCAAGCAGACGUCCCUGGAAGCUGCCUCUGAGUCGGAGUGAUGGCCGCCGCUGCCAGGCCGCCACCGAGGGCCCCUACUGGUGAUAUCAAACUGGUUUUACAUGUUGGCUGGGCAGACAAGACCACUACGAGAUGUGUACUUCUGUUAUCCAUCGCAUGGCAGUUUUGUCCCUGCAAGUGAUAUCAAACUGGUUUUAUAAUGUAGCUUUCUGGCGGCCUGUGCUUUCAAGGGGGGGAGGGGCGCUGUACCCUGGCCCCCCUCCUCCCCCUCCCGUUUCCCCAGCCCAUACCCUACAAUCCCUUUGCUUGGGUCGCCGCCACAGCUUCAAGUGAUGGGGUGUGAUGGGGUGACCUCCUCCCCUCACCCCUCACCACCCAUGUUGCACCCUCCUUCCCUCCCAUCCCCCGUGCCCCUCCUGCUCAUAAUUACCUUGAGAUUUUACUGAGAUUGCUGCCUGCUACUCUCACUCACUCACCAACGCUUGUGACACCCCCCAGCCACUCACAGGUCACUCACAAGCCAGGUAUAAAAUUCCAGGUCUGCUGCGUCGUCGCCACUAAGGGUGUAACAUUCCAGGGAGGCGCCUCAAGGGAGCAACUCCACCUUGACACCAGCAUGUGACCUCUGGCAAUGAGAUACAUGGGUCACGUUUUGCCUGAGAUGAGAUUAGCUGGAUAAGAAUAGAUUGGGUUUGUCCCUUGCUUGGUGAAAGAUAGGUUGGUUUAGGACAGAGAUAAGCUGGAUUAGAGUGGGAGACUGGGUUUAUCCUUAGCUCGGUGAAAGAUAGGUUGGUUUAUGACAGAGAUAAGCUGGAUUAGAGUGGGAGAUUCAGUUUAUCCUUAGGUCGAAAGAUAAGAUGGAUUAGCAUGAAAAAUUUGGGUUGACUGACAAGAGAACUGGAUAAAUGAGUGGAUGGUAACCCUUUCACAGCUUGAGAAAUGAUAUCCAAUAAUUUUAGGACAAAGAAAAUGGAUAAGUGAGUGAAUGAUGAUAAUCCUCUUAGCUUGAAAAAUGAUAUUCACUCAGUUUACCAUGAAGAAAAUUAAUAAAAAAAGAGUGAAUAACAAGUCUAAGAUAUUAUACACACUCAGGAUGUAGGAAGCAGAUAAGUGGAUCUACCUGUGUGCUUGGUGGCUGAGGGGCUUGGUCCUCUCGUCUCGCCCCUCGUAGCACCGUGGUGGGGAGAACCGUUGUACAUACAUGCAUAGCCAGCAACUGUAGCAUCUUGUCAGCUUGUGUUGGCUGCAGAGAGCGAUGCUGUUAUGAAAUAGAGAAACAUUUAAUUCUACCACAUAGCUGUCUUGUUAUUUUCAGGACACGCUGUAUAUAUAUAUAUAUUAACAGUCCCCCCCCCACAAAAACACUACUCAUUCCUAGUUUUUUCGUUUUCUUUUUUUGUUUUUUGAUACUGUUUAGAAAUUAUGAGGAAUAUAAUACUUCUAUCACAAGGCAGUGUUGUCAGUAUUGUUAUAUGCUGUAUAUAUAUAUAUUAAUAUUAACAAAGUCCCCCCUCUUCCCCCAUUUCCAACAUUCAUUCCUCUGCCCUUUUUAUUUAGUUUUUCUUUUAUACUGUUUAGAAAGGAAGAAAAAGGUCACAAAGAGGAAUUAUUUUAACCUGUUUUAAAUGUUUCACUAUGUCAAUGUUUUGUGCCUGUUUUUUUGUACAUACGGCAUAGUGUAUAUAUAUAUAAACUGGAGAAAAAAAAUGUUAAAACACUGUAUGAUAUUGCAACAAACAAAUAACAAGAUGCAUGCAAGAAAUCAUUUAUAUCACUCGUUUUCUAAUUUAAUUUUGUGUUACGGUGGAUGUGCAGUACCCCCCCAACACACCCACCCACCCACCCACCCCACUCACCAAGGUCACCAUAACAUUACGCUUCCCGGCUGCCUGUGAACGGUGAACAGUAAUAUACAAGUUUAUUCCGUUACUCCUUUGUGUUCACUUGUGUUUGUCGUGUUCCGGCCACAGACAGCCCGCAUUAGAUCACAAACAGUAGGUUACUUAAUAUAGAGAAGAUGCUCUACCUGGGAUGAGUGGAGGGGUGGGGCUGCCAGUGAUAUAACCCCCCAAGUCAGUCUGUCAGUCAGGUUUUUCAGUGAACAGUACCCCAGUCAGUUUUUUUUUCAGCCAACGGUGCCCCCUUGUGAGUUUCUUCGUUUUCUUCGUCAACGGUAAGCCCAGUCAGUCAGUUUUUCAGUCACCGGUACCCCUAGUGAUUCAGUUUUUUCAGCCAACGGUGCCCCUAGUGAGUUAAUCAGUUUUUCAGUCAACGGUAAGCCCAGUCAGUCAGUUUUUCAGUCACCGGCACCCCUAGUGAUUAAUUUUUCCAGUCAACGGUGUUCAUUCUACGCAAUGUUUCCAUCUUGCGCAAGUCGGCACCAAUUAUUCAUUACCAUGCCCCUCAUACAAGUUUCUACGCGUCGCCACUUGAUGGAAGCCGUGCACAGUGGCGGCAAUGUUACCAAGCCAGCGAGCGAUCAGUGUGGGAGUGCGAGUGGCGUUGGUCACACUCACUCCCAGUACCCCGCCACCACCACCACUGCAGCCCCACUGAGGGUGAAGUGAUAGACAUAGUGAUGGUGGUGGUGGUGGUGUAACGCCCCAACACACAAACACACACACAUACACGCACACAGCCUCAUUGAUUCAAGAUAUAUUGUGAUUGUUAGGUGAAGAGGCAGGUUUGAUAAGGAAAGCCACCGGAUACCUAUCUAGUUGUGAAGGAUUAAUAUGCUGUAAACUUAUUAUAUUGCGUCUGUAUGAUUGUUUUUACGUUAAUAAAGAUUCAAAUGGA
This is a messenger RNA of Scylla paramamosain (green mud crab), 5508 nucleotides long. RefSeq names its product receptor expression-enhancing protein 1-like. Gene Ontology annotation, molecular function: microtubule binding. The record is from RefSeq and is a predicted model, not a curated record. NCBI's taxonomy places the organism in Eukaryota, Metazoa, Arthropoda, Malacostraca, Decapoda, Portunidae. The transcript is spliced from 9 exons. Gene Ontology annotation, cellular component: cytoplasmic microtubule; endoplasmic reticulum membrane. Bases 1545 to 2753 code for a protein of 402 amino acids.